GAUAAUGAAGAAAUUUAAAGUUAUGCGAUACACCAGAGAUUAAUAAAAUUUGAUAGUUUUUCAAUCAUUUACCUUCCUACAAAAAUCAUAAAUAGUGGAAUAACUAUUUCUGAAUUAUUUACUUGAGAUAUGUAAAGGCCCAAAGUUGUAUCGUUUCAUUUUAUUGGGCCUUAUAAUCUCUUAUAGAGCCCAAUUAGGCAUACCCUGGAUACCAUCACGUGCGAGUCACAUGACAAAGGGAAGAGGAAUAUAGCGCGCCGCGCUUGUAAAAAACCACAAGAAGAACCGUUCGGCCCAUUUCCCACCGUCGAUAGCUAUCCACAUCAGCGAUCCAUGUGCUUGUUCUUGAAUAGACGGUCCAGAUCAAUCCUCCUUCCCCAACCCCAUCACUCCUGUGAGCAAGCCUCUUUCCCCUGUUUCGCCUCUUUCUUCCCACUCUUUUUUUCUUUGUAAUUUUUUUUUCAAAAACAAAGGAAAAAUCAAUUAGCUUCUUCUGAAAGUAUGGCGGUUUUCGAAGAGGAGAAGGUCUUUCAGGAGGAAGUCGAUGGCGAGGAAGACGUCGACGAGGACGAAGAAGAGGGGGAGGAGGAGGAGGAGGGUGACGAUGAUGAGGAGGAAGUGUUGAACAGCAGCGGCGGCGGCAGGUCUGCGGAGGCGCCUAUUGACGUAGAAGAUGAUGAUGAUGAUGAAGACGGAGAAGGUGAAGACGACGAAGGCGAUGACGACGACGAUGAUGAUGACGAUGACGACGACGAUGAUGAGGAUGAAGAAGAAGUCGAAGGAGAUGAAGAAGAGGGUGAUCUGGGCACUGAAUAUCUAGUGAGACCAGUUGGCCGUGCUGAGGAUGAGGAAGAUGCGAGUGACUUUGAGCCACAAGAGAACGGGGAGGAAGAUUUUGAUGAAGAAGAAGACGACGAGGAUGAUGAGGGAAAAGCAGAGGUGCCACCCAAGAGAAAACGCUCAGGCAAGGAUGAUCCUGAUGAUAGCGACGAUGGGGGAGAGGAUGACGAGAGGCCAUCCAAGCGGUAGUGGUGUGGCCUCCUCAGAUUUCCAUCAGUCUACACAACACAUAGCUGUAGUUGGUUCAAUCAUAUCUCGGUCAUUUCUGUAUUAUGUUGGCAACACAUCUUAGGAUUUUUAUAAGCUGUUUUGAGAUAGUUUGAAAACUUUACUGGUUAGCUUUAUGUGAGCUAUACUAGUACUAUUAGCUUAGAGUAGUUUCUUCUUGCACCCUUGAAGUUUUAAUUGGAUAUUCACUAAUUAUCGAAUGGUUCCUAUUUUAUGUAA
This is a messenger RNA of Salvia splendens (bonfire salvia), 1287 nucleotides long. Its product is annotated as nucleolin-like. The record is from RefSeq and is a predicted model, not a curated record. The transcript has 2 exons. Lineage: Eukaryota; Viridiplantae; Streptophyta; Magnoliopsida; Lamiales; Lamiaceae. The coding region runs from base 502 to 1029 and encodes 175 amino acids.